Messenger RNA from Podarcis muralis (Common wall lizard), 907 nucleotides. It is a transcript of the gene TMEM97, whose product is annotated as transmembrane protein 97. The record is from RefSeq and is a predicted model, not a curated record. Lineage: Eukaryota; Metazoa; Chordata; Lepidosauria; Squamata; Lacertidae. Gene Ontology annotation, cellular component: endoplasmic reticulum.
CAGACCGCGCUUUAAAGGCACAGCGUCUUCUCCCUGCGCCGGCUUUGCUGCCUCCCGAGCCCUUUCCCGUGGCAGCUGCGCUGAGCUCCGUCUCCUUUUGCAAGAAGCGGCCCGGCCCCUUCGCAUUCCGCAGCCCUUUUAAAAAUGGGCGGGCGCAAAGUGGGGCUGGAAACACCCCUCCCGCUCUUGGAGAAACCAAUGGAGGAGGGAGGAAAGUGGGCCGAUCUCGGGUGAGAAGUCGCUGCUGCAGGGAAGCUCAUUGCUUUGCACCGAGAGAGAAAGAGGCGAUGGCGGCUGGGGCAGCGACGCGCCUCCUGGAAUGGAUCUUCGCCUUCUAUUUCCUCACUCACAUCCCCAUCACGCUGCUGGUCGAUUUGCAAUCGCUCCCGGGGGCAGGAUUUUACCCCCGCAGCCUGAAAGAAUUGACAAGCUGGUACACGGUUUCAUUUAAGGACCCCAUGAUGCAAGACCCCCCCUGGUUCAGGGCCUUCAUAGUCUGCGAAGCCUUCCUGCAGUUGCCUUUCUUCCCUAUUGCAGCCUAUGCCUUCUGGAAAGGCAACUGCAAAUGGAUCCGAAUCCCGGCCAUCAUUUACGCGACGCAUGUCAUGACCACGCUGCUCCCCAUCUUCAGCCACGUCCUGUUCAACGAUUUCUCGCGGUCCAAGCACCCUGCGCCCCAGACGCUGCACGAACGCUUGACUCUCUGCGCCAUUUACAGCCCUUACUUCCUGAUUCCCUGCCUCAUUCUUCUCACGAUGCUCCUCAGCCCCCUGUAUAACCAGGUGGAUAAAAGGAAAAAGAAAUAAGCCGGCGAGGAUUCUUCCUAAAACAGGGGGAAGGAGUCAGCCCUUGGAUUCAGAAGCUUGCAAACUGGGCCAAUAAAAUGUUUUGGUUUUUUUUAAAAAAA